Mugil cephalus (flathead mullet) is the source of this 4136-nucleotide messenger RNA. RefSeq names its product melanocortin 1 receptor (gene mc1r). Gene Ontology annotation, biological process: G protein-coupled receptor signaling pathway. Gene Ontology annotation, molecular function: melanocyte-stimulating hormone receptor activity. The transcript has a single exon. Bases 988 to 1965 code for a protein of 325 amino acids. NCBI's taxonomy places the organism in Eukaryota, Metazoa, Chordata, Actinopteri, Mugiliformes, Mugilidae. The record is from RefSeq and is a predicted model, not a curated record. Gene Ontology annotation, cellular component: membrane.
AAAACACAAUUAUAAAUAGUCUGCUAUUCCAUCACAGCCUAGAAGCUGUUCCAUCGCUUAUUAAUGCAGCUUUGUUCUCCAACCUGACCCCACACACGUUAUUUUAUUGUAAGUCAUUGAUUUAAGUGUCAACAAUAUUUGAUGCUGAUUUUUGCUUGUUGAUUUUGCAGUACUGUUUCAGAUGUUUACUUAUUAUUAUCAUCAUCAUCAUUUUAUUACUAUCGUUAUAAAAAAAAUAAUUCAAGAUAAAAGUCAACUGCGACCUUCCAAAAGUUUACAGCUGAAAAACUAGAAUACGGAAGAAGUCAAAACAUCAGCUUUGUGCAUUACAGACAUGGACAGGACAUCAACCCAGCUGACGUUUGUGUGAGAGGAGGAGUCGCCUGAAGUCAUUCAGAAUCCAGCAUCCCUCCGAGAAUUGCUCAAGCAACUCACUCUAAUUUUCAAGUGAGGUACCGGACACACUUCUCUGACACCACAUUGUCCAGGACGGUCUGAGCUAAUGCGACGAGUCUGAAGGGUGUGGGUGUCGGGUCCCUCGUGAGAGUGAACAUCUUGAACUGCGAGCUCAAAGUUUUGUUGCUGAAGGACAUUUCAUGGAUCUCCUUGUCUUGCAAACUGCAUCGAAACUGUAGGACAGACGGAGACUUCGGUGAGGAGAAACACUUUUCUCUCGGACAAACCCAUCUGCGCUCCGUUUACUUGACUUUCCUCACCCGGAGAGCAAGAUAAUCGAUUAUUGAAUGGCGAAAAUAAAUAAUAUUAAUAAUUCAUCAAGCUUUUAGGGACGCCUUUUGGGUAUUUGGACAGUGCGUUGAUGGGUUUAACAAAUAAGCUGUUUGGAUGAGUGGCUUGGUUUUUGCAGCUCGCUGGGAGGCGACGUGUCCAAGCCAACGAGACAACUGAUGAACCUUAUUCACCCAGUUUGAAACUGCGAUGCAAUAAACCCCAAAGAAAAACCUGUCAGUUAUCACAGAAAAGUCGGACAUGGAAAUGACCAACAGGUCCCUGCAUUAUCCCUCUCUCCUCCAUGUGGAGCUCAGCCCGCUGAAUGACUUUAUGGACGACAACGAAACCAACUCCACGAUGGGGGAGCGGAACUUGUUGGGCUGCGUUCAGAUUCGCAUCCCUCAGGAGCUCUUCUUGGCGCUGGGGCUCAUCAGCCUGGUGGAGAACAUCUUAGUGAUCGUGGCCAUCAUCAGGAACCGCAACCUGCACUCGCCCAUGUACUACUUCAUCUGUUGCCUGGCAGUGUCCGACAUGCUUGUCAGCGUCAGCAAUGUGAUGGAGACCGUAUUCAUGCUGCUCAAUGACCACGGCCUCCUGGUCGUGCACCCCGGGAUGCUGCGCCACCUGGACAACGUCAUCGACGUGAUGAUCUGCAGCUCCGUGGUGUCCUCGCUCUCCUUUCUGUGCACCAUCGCCGCAGAUCGCUACGUCACCAUUUUUUACGCGCUCCGCUAUCACAGCAUCAUGACCACGCAGCGCGCCGUCAUUAUCAUCGUGGUGGUGUGGCUGGCCAGCAUCGCCUCCAGCAUCCUCUUCAUCGUGUAUCACACCGACAACGCGGUCAUCGUGUGCCUCGUCACUUUCUUCUUCACCACUCUGGUGUUUAACGCCGUGCUGUACCUGCACAUGUUUCUCCUGGCGCACGUGCACUCUCGGCGCAUCAUGGCUUUCCACAAAAGCAGGCGCCAGUCCACGAGCAUGAAGGGAGCGAUUACCCUCACCAUCCUGCUCGGGGUUUUCAUUGUGUGCUGGGGCCCCUUCUUCCUCCACCUCAUCCUCAUCCUCGCAUGCCCCACCAGUUCGUUUUGCAACUGUUUCUUCCGAAACUUUAACCUUUUCCUCAUCCUCAUUAUCUGUAACUCUCUCAUCGACCCGCUCAUCUACGCAUACCGGAGCCAGGAGCUGCGUAAAACCCUGCAGGAGCUGGUUAUGUGUUCCUGGUGCAUCGGCGUGUGACACUGCGCACAUUCAAGAAAAGUUCUCCACACUGACAACAUUUCCUCAUCUUGAAUGUAGAUUCUGUUUGAACUGGCAGGUGAUGCCCGUCCAUGAUUGUAUCUCACAUAAAGACUUCAACUUGCCAUCAUUCGCCUUUUUGGUUUGGUUAUUGUCAUUCAAAGUUCUGCACUGUGAAACGCCUGGACAUUAAAUGGUGCUCUUGCGCAACGAUAGAGUUUAUUAUGUAGUAUGUAAAUAUUGGGUUUUUGAAUUUUUUCUUCUUUCUUUGGGAGUCAAAACACGAGACUUACUUUAACUCUCUGCUCGGAGUUUUUAUAUUUACUUUUUAUUUCUUCUGCUUUUUAAAUAAUCCUAAACGCAUCCACGUCACCUCAGAAUUUGGAUUCUGCAGACGCCUUUAUUUCAAGUGAACUCUUUGUAAAGCAGCUCUCACAUUCAAAACUUUUUUACGCUGUUCAUGUCCUCGUCGAGUGAGAAUAAUGGUGAAAUCACUGCAGCCAAAACCAGAGGUGUAAAGGAGUAGAGCAUGUAUAAAAUACGAGAGGAGCGCACACCAGGAACCAUUCAAAUGCAGCAGCGCCAAAAAUACUUGCUUGGUGGGCUGGUGUAAAUUACUCCCCCCCAAAUUGUUUUUGGCCCAAUUGCUGGGAAAAGAAAAUCACAUGAACGGCCUCGCUUGCUCACGGGCCUGGGGCCGAUGGCUUCAGUGCGCUUAUGAAAGGAAGCUUAUCAAAGUGAUGUUUCUGGAGGUUUGUGCGGUUCACUGAAAUGUGCUAAACGAGGGGGUUUGUACUAGAUGAUUUAGAGACUGGUUUUACUUAUAUAGGUCAAAUACCGGGGGGCAGGUGGCUUGAAGCGAAAUUAUAUAUUUUAUCUGAAAAUCUCUUCUCUGACCAUAUACUGGAGAUGGAAAAAGUCUAGCAAAGUCUUUAGAAUUUAUUGAUAAUUUCAGAUAGAGUUAUCCUAAAACAAAAGACAAGAAACAAUCGAUGGCUUCAGAAUUUAAAACUUGUAGUUAUUUACAUUCAAGUCCUUUUUAUUUUGGUUGCAAUCACGUUUAUUCAUUGAGGGGACUGUAUGGGGCCUACGCGUUAGACCCUGACAUCUCAGAUAUUUUUCUGAUUCCAAUUCUUCUCAAGGCUUCCUCUCGCGGAUAUUUUGUUGCCAAAUGGAAAAGACUUUCGUGUCCCAUGACCAAGCUGUCCGCCAGGACAAACAUAAUCAGAUUUUUCUAUUUAUUUGGUCAUGCAGUGUGAAAUGUGCACAUCAUCAAUAACUGAGACUGCUGAGUAACGAAGCUGUUAUUUACGCAGUCAACACGGUCAGCAGUGUAGUCUUUGAUGUUUUUUUUAUGUCAUUUUUUUUUCUUUUUCAUUUGGGUUUACCAUAACUUUAGCACGCGUUGUUUUUUUUUGUUUUUUGUUUGUGCACAGUACGGACGAUACAAAUGCAUACCACGUAAACUUGAAAACGUGUUCAACCGACUGUAUAUAUUUAAUCAUUGAACCUGUUCGUUGUCUUAUUCGUUUGUCCCGAAUAAAGGAGCCACCUCAAGAGCUUUGGGUAAAUGGAGAAUGCCAGCGGCGUUAUUAUUGACUGAUCCUCUAAUAUGUUCCCGUUAUUUUUCCUUUUACCAUUGCAAACAUAUCGUUGAAUAUCUGAACUCUUGGUUGUCACGUUUUUAUUUUGGAGACUAACUGAACAAGGAAAACGUUCCAUUCAUGUGCGUGGUAACGAGAUAAGAGACUGCAGUUGAUCCAUUAAAUGCAAUGAGAGCCGUUCUGGUACUAUUCUGUUUUUAUAUGAAAUGUAGCUACAGUUGGACAGAAUAAUUAUACAUGGGGUGAGAUGUAAAUUUAUUGAACGGCACUCUAUUAAUGGUGUCCUCAUUCUACCCUUAAACUAUUUACAUGCAACAUGGAAGCCUCUCAUUUAGAAGUGAUGUAAAACAACAUAAGCUCUGAGCAGACAGUAGGACCAUUGAUGUACAAUACAACAGAGUUUUGUUGCGUUGCUGCGUUUUUAAACUCAUGAUCAAGUUCAGUUGCGCUGCUGUAAAUAACAUCGCUGAACAGAAGGGGACUUCCACUUGGAUGAAGAAAAAAAAAGAAAUUAUAAAUCACCAUCCUGUCCUCAAGGAGGAAAUUAAAAAUCUUAAUUGUUUAAAA